Ochotona princeps (American pika) is the source of this 5072-nucleotide messenger RNA. It is a transcript of the gene SALL3, whose product is annotated as spalt like transcription factor 3. The transcript is spliced from 3 exons. The coding region runs from base 436 to 4392 and encodes 1318 amino acids. Lineage: Eukaryota; Metazoa; Chordata; Mammalia; Lagomorpha; Ochotonidae. The record is from RefSeq and is a predicted model, not a curated record. Gene Ontology annotation, biological process: regulation of transcription by RNA polymerase II. Gene Ontology annotation, molecular function: RNA polymerase II cis-regulatory region sequence-specific DNA binding; DNA-binding transcription factor activity, RNA polymerase II-specific. Gene Ontology annotation, cellular component: nucleus.
CAAAGUUUGCUGCGUGCGCCGCGCCGAGGGGCGCCCGGGCCGCCGAAGCCGCACCUGGCUGCCGAGGAGCGCGGCGGCGGGGCGCGGGCGGCGGGGCCCGCGAUGCGAGGCGGCGCCCGGCAGCGCGCGCCCGGGUCCCGCAGGCGCCGCGGCCCCUCCUCGCCGGCGCGGCCGCUAAUUGCGAGCGCGGCCUCAUUUGCAUAGGCCGUCCGAGUCCGCUGGAGGCCGGCCAAUCGGCGCGGCCCUCGGCUAAUGGCCAUGCAUUAUUCACCAGCCUAAUUGCUCAGCCCCAUGCGCGGCCCGCGCAGCCGCCGCCGCCGCCCCGCGCCCCGCGCCCCGCGCCCGCCCGGCCGUCCCGCGACCGCCCCGCGCCAGCCCCGCCGCUGAUGCCGCUGAUGCCGCUGCCCCGCGCGGGGUCCCAGCGCCGCUAGCAGCAUGUCUCGGCGCAAGCAGGCCAAGCCCCAGCACCUCAAGUCGGACGAGGAGCUGCCGCCGCCGGACGGGGCUCCAGAGCAAGCCGCUGCGGGGGCCAGUGCCGUGGAUGGGGACAGCGGGGAUGAGAGCCGCAGUGGCAGUGAGGACAGCAACGUGUGUGCCAAGUGCUGUGCUGCCUUCUUCAAGUGGGCCGACUUUCUGGCCCACAGGAAGGCCUGCACACAGAACCCACUCGUGCUCAUCGUCGACGAGGAUGAGCCCGCCCCGGCCUCCGAUGAUGGCCCCGAGCCCUCGCCUGCCAGCUCGCCCAGCCAGCGCACCGACAGCGAGGGAGCUGCCGAGGAGGGCACGGUCACUGCUGCCGCAGAGGGCACUGAAGGCACAGAGGGCGGCGACAUGAAGUCCUCUGAGAAGACGGAGGAGCCCAUGGAUGCAGCACCCUCUGGGGACUGCAGCUUCCCAGUCUCCGGUACGCCCAAGGUACCCCUGGUGCAGGCCCCCGAGCCGGCAUCCACAGGCACCUAUGGCAUCCCCAGCACGAACGUGACCCUGGAGACCCUGCUGAGCACCAAGGUGGCUGUGGCACAGUUUUCGCAGGGGGCUCGUGCAGCAGGCGGUGCGGGCACGGGCGUGGGUGCUGUGGCCAUCCCCAUGAUCUUGGAGCAGCUUGUGGCCCUGCAGCAGCAGCAGAUACGCCAGCUGCAGCUCAUCGAGCAGAUCCGCAGCCAGGUGGUCCUGAUGCACCGCCAGCCCCCAAGGCCCGUACUGAACCCCACGGUGGCUGCGGCUGCCCCCACCCACGGGGCGCCCUCGUCCACCCCAGGGCCCAGCCCGCUGCAGGGGCUGGCGCCGACGCCAGCCCUGCAGCUCCCGGGCACCUCAGGCCCUGCUCCCAUGGGUGCGCCCUCUGCCUUUGAGGGUACUGCACUCCUGCAGCAGCAGCCUGCACCCCCUGCCGGGGCCCCCGCUGUGCCAGCCGAGUCCAGCGCACCCUCCACCUCCGGCCCCACGCCGGCCUCGGCUGGGUCCACAGCGUCUAGCGCCUCACAGCCGCAGAACACCUGCACGCCGCUCGGUCCUGGGCCCCUCGUGGGUGCUGCGUCCCUGCCCAGUGCACUUCUACCUCAGUCCUCUUCCAGCAGCGUCAUCUUCCCCAACCCACUGGUCAGCAUCGCGGCCACCGCCAACGCCCUGGACCCGCUUUCGGCACUCCUGAAGCACCAUAAGGGCAAGCCACCCAACGUGUCUGUGUUCGAGCCCAAGGCCAGUGCCGAGGACCCCUUCUUCAAGCACAAGUGCCGCUUCUGCGCCAAGGUCUUCGGCAGUGACAGCGCCCUGCAGAUCCACCUGCGCUCACACACGGGCGAGCGGCCCUUCAAGUGCAACAUCUGCGGGAACCGCUUCUCCACCAAAGGCAACCUCAAGGUGCACUUCCAGCGGCACAAGGAGAAGUACCCACACAUCCAGAUGAACCCCUACCCCGUGCCCGAGUACCUCGACAAUGUGCCCACCUGCUCGGGCAUUCCCUAUGGCAUGUCAUUGCCCCCUGAGAAGCCCGUGACCACCUGGCUGGACAGCAAGCCUGUGCUGCCCACCGUGCCCACCUCUGUGGGGUUGCAGCUCCCGCCCACAGUCCCUGGCACCCACAGCUUUGCUGAGUCCCCCAGUGUCACCCCUGGCAGCCGCUCGCCACAGCGGCCCUCCCCGGCCUCCAGUGAGUGCACCUCCCUGUCCCCUGGGCUGAGUCACGCUGAGGUGGGCAUCCCCACGACGACCACGGCAGUGGCCACUGAGUCCCCCCAGCCGCUCCUCAGUGGGACUUCUCUAAGUAAGAGUGAGCCAACCAGCCUGGGCUUGCCCGGCCCUGGUGCCAGGGCAGGAGACCCCGCAGCAGCCGGCACAGACGGGGUCGGCAGCGGUGUGUCCUGCAGCCUGGGCAGCCCAGGCCUCCCCCCUGUGGCCGAGCAGUUCAAGGCACAGUUCCCCUUCGGGGGCCUGCUGGACUCCAUGCAGACGUCGGAGACCUCCAAGCUGCAGCAGCUGGUGGAGAACAUCGACAAGAAGAUGACCGACCCCAACCAAUGCGUCAUCUGCCACCGUGUGCUGAGCUGUCAGAGCGCGCUCAAGAUGCACUACCGGACGCACACGGGCGAGCGGCCCUUCAAGUGCAAGAUCUGCGGCCGCGCCUUCACCACCAAGGGCAACCUCAAGACCCACUUCGGGGUGCACCGAGCCAAGCCGCCGCUGCGAGUGCAGCACUCGUGCCCCAUCUGCCAGAAGAAGUUCACGAACGCGGUGGUGCUGCAGCAGCACAUCCGCAUGCACAUGGGCGGCCAGAUCCCCAACACGCCGCCGCCCGACGGCCUGCAGGACGCCAUGGACACCGAGCUGGCCGCCGGGGCCCUGAGCGGCUACGACGACGACAUGGACGACAACUCCAUGGAGGAGGACGCUGAGCUCAAGGAGGCGGCCGGCGGCGAUGUAGCCAAGCCGCUGCUGGGCCUCGCCAGCUCCUGCCCACCCUCACCACCCUCCGUCAUCUCCAGCAUCGCCGCCCUGGAGAACCAGAUGAAGAUGAUGGACUCUGUCAUGAGCUGCCCACCGCUGGCCGGCCUGAAGGCUGCGGAGAACGGCUCCGGGGACAGCGACCGGCUGAGCAACGACUCCUCCUCCUCGGCCGUGGGUGACCUGGAGAGCCCGGCACCGUCCGAGUCCUCAUCCUCCCGGGCGCCGUCCCCGACCCACAGCCACGGCGAGAGUUUCCGCUCCAAGUCCCCCGGCCUCUGCAGCCAGGAGGAGCCGCAGGACAUCCCGCUCAAGACGGAGCGGCCAGACAGCACCCCGCCCCCGCUGCCUCCCCUGUCCACCCCCGGGAAUGGUGGCGGCGCCCUGGACCUGACCGGCCCCCCGGGCCGGCCGGCCAUCAAGGAGGAGCCCCCCUUCAGCCUGCUGUUCCUGAGCCGCGAGCGGGGUAAGUGUGCCGGCGCGGUGUGCGGGAUCUGUGGCAAGCCCUUUGCUUGCAAGAGCGCGUUGGAAGUCCACCACCGCAGCCACACAAAGGAGCGCCCGUUCGUGUGCGCCGUCUGCAGGCGCGGGUGCUCGACCCUGGGGAACCUGAAGCAGCACUUACUGACGCACAGGUUGAGGGAGAUACCUUCUCAGGUGUGUGACCCCGACUUUGCUCUAGGUCCCAGCCAAAGCACGCCUAGCCUGGUCGCCAGUGCCACACCCGCCAUGAUCAAAAUGGAGAUGAAUGGCCACUCCAAGGCCAUCCCCCUGGGCGAAGGUCCACCACUGACCGGAGUCCAGGUCCCUGGAGGGCCCCCGACAGCUGUGAGCCCAGGCCUGACACCCAUGCUCGCCCCCCCACCACGCCGGACACCCAAGCAGCACAAUUGCCAGUCGUGCGGGAAGACCUUCUCCUCAGCCAGCGCCUUGCAGAUCCAUGAGCGCACGCACACUGGCGAGAAGCCCUUUGGCUGCACCAUCUGCGGCCGGGCCUUCACCACCAAGGGCAACCUCAAGGUGCACAUGGGAACACACAUGUGGAACAACGCCCCUGCAAGGCGCGGCCGCCGCCUGUCAGUGGAGAACCCUAUGGCCCUCCUGGGCAGCGAUGCCCUCAAGUUCUCCGAGAUGUUUCAGAAAGACCUGGCAGCCCGAGCCAUGAACGUGGACGCUAGCUUUUGGAACCAGUACGCCGCCGCCAUCACCAACGGGCUGGCCAUGAAGAAUAACGAGAUCUCCGUGAUCCAGAACGGCGGCAUCCCCCAGCUCCCAGUAAGUCUCGGUGGAAGCGCCAUCCCCCCGCUGGGCACUGUGGCUGGCAGCAUGGACAAGACACGCACUGGUGGCAGCCCGCCCAUGGUGAGCCUGGACAAAACGAGCCCUGAGACGGGGGCCGGCCGCCCCUUUGCGAGGCUCAUUGAGGACAACAAGGAGAUUGGCAUAAACUAGCCGGAUGCACCGUGGCUCGGUCUGUCCCUGCCGCCCCCCACAACCCACCCUCAGUCCGAAGCUGGAGCCGUCGUGCCUGGGUUCUCAUGGUAGAAAACGCUCCCCUGGGGAACCCUGCCAGCUCUUAUGUACAUUUCCGUCAAGGCCGGAGGGCCCUCACACGGCCGAGAGGGGGUUCCCAGGGCGUAGCUGCCCCGAACGGACCUGAGUGCGCUGUUGGCGCUCCCGCCUCUGCAGGGGCCGAGGACCCGCGGGCUGCGGCUGCGCCUUCAUCCAUAGUAUUUAUAAUGUUAAGAUUACGCGGGUAUCUGGCACUGUAAUAGCUCCAGUCUGAGAUGAGCUUUUGUAUAGCAGAAUACAUCUGGCUAUGUCAUUUUUUUUAAGCGAGAUUUGUUUUUCCUAUGAAUAAGUGGAUUAUCUCAGUGCAGGCAAACUUGUGAAGUUUCGUUGGGAAAGAUAGCAUGCCUUUUGUGUGCAAGCACCUAUCGGUAACAAGCUCCCCCCCUUGUUUUUGGUUUUUGACUUCAGUGUCUGUAGCUGCUAUGUGGACACUUGGACACUUGUUCUCGGGUGUGGUCUGUAGCCCAGUGAAUGGGGGACAGUCACAGACACACGGCACCAUGAGCCGCUGUGACAUCUCACGUGAUCAAAGCUGUACAAUAAAAAGUAAUGUUUGUAUA